Molecule: messenger RNA, 2883 nt
Organism: Botrytis fragariae
Lineage: Eukaryota; Fungi; Ascomycota; Leotiomycetes; Helotiales; Sclerotiniaceae
Product: putative protein kinase domain-containing protein ppk32 protein
Exons: 3
Coding region: 1-2883 (960 amino acids)
Biological process (GO): protein phosphorylation
Molecular function (GO): ATP binding; protein kinase activity
Source: RefSeq, a predicted model, not a curated record
AUGUUCAGUUCCGCGUUGAAAUCCUUCACUUCGAAUAUCAACUCGAACUACUCUGUCUCGUCUACGCCCAGUUCAUACUCGGGACCAUGGAAAAUAUACGAUGCGAAGAAGAAAUCGACAGGAAAGACUGCUUCAGUCUUUGUCCUCGAUCGCAAAGCCUUAGACGCACAUGCAGGAUCCUUGGGACGAUCGAGUGCUACCUCGAUGAAGCGUGCGACUGAGGAGGUAAUUGAAAGAUUAAAGAAAGAAGCUUCGUCUUUGGCAAGGCUGCGGCAUCCUAGUAUUCUGGAACUGGUAGAGCCGGUGGAAGAAUUGAGGGGUGGAGGACUGCAAUUUGCGACAGAAACCGUAACGGCUUCGUUAUCUGGCCUACUACAGGAAAAAGAUGAACAAGAAAGAGCUGGUGGAAUUGGCGGACGCUCAAGUCGAUAUGUCACCGAGGAUUCGGAAGGUGGCAGAAGGAGGAAAGAAGUUGAGAUAGACGAAUUGGAAAUACAAAAGGGUCUUUUGCAGAUUAGCAAAGCAUUGGAGUUUUUACACGAUAAUGCUGGCCUCGUACAUGGGAACCUGACUCCUGAUGCUGUGUUUGUGAAUGCUAAGUCUGAUUGGAAACUUAGUGGACUUAGCUUUUGCAGUCCGCCAGACAAUUCGACUAAAGCAUCUUCAGUGCAACCCAUUAACCUCUCCGAGGUUCUGAAUAUCGAUCCUCGACUACCCCGUUCUGUCCAGAUCAACCUUGACUACUGUUCCCCAGAUUUUGUCCUAGACUCGAAUCUAAAUGUUUCAGCAGAUAUGUUCUCACUAGGUCUUCUCAUCGUCGCUCUCUAUAAUUCGCCUCACACAUCACCACUGGAGUCUAACAAUAGCGUAUCUGGUUACAAAAGACUAUUUACCUCAUCUUCCACCAUCCCCUCAUCUAGCAAUACCUUCUUAUGUAAAAAGCCAUUGCCGAGAGAUAUGACUGGCGAGGUACUACCGCGAUUGAUUACUAGACGUCCAGCGCAACGUAUGACCGCGAAAGAGUUCCAGGACAGCGCUUAUUUUAAUAACAUUCUGAUAUCUACAAUUCGGUUCUUGGACUCUCUACCUGCUAAAACUCCUAAUGAGAAGGCCCAGUUCAUGCGCGGUCUAUCCAGGGUGCUGCCAUCAUUCCCAAAGAGUGUCAUGGAAAAGAAGGUUUUGCCGGCUUUGUUAGAAGAAAUGAAGGACCGAGAGCUGAUAUCAUUGAUUUUACAAAAUAUUUUCAAGAUAAUCGAAUUGUUACCCUCCGGAAGAAGGCCCUUUACCGAAAAGAUCAUGCCUAGGCUUAAAGAGAUAUUUCUGAACAACCCCAAACCUCCUGCCGAGCGUGAUGCUGCGAAGGAAGCUGGGCUGAUGGUAUUGUUGGAGCACAUUCAAGUAAUAUCUGUCAAUUGUUCGGGUAAAGAGUUUAAAGAUGAUAUCUUGCCCAUUGUAGCGAUAUCGAUAGAUUCGCCAACGCAUGCACUUGUAGACGCUGCUUUGCGAAGCUUGAAUGUAGUUCUUCCUAUCCUUGAUUUUUCUACUAUCAAGAAUGAAUUAUUCCCAGUCAUCUCUUCGGUGUUCACAAAGACCAGUAGUCUAGGAAUAAAGGUCCGAGGGCUAGAGGCUUUUGUUGUUCUUUGUGGUGGCUCAAAUGAUCCAGCUUCUGGCAAUGAUGGUCUCGAUGGCAUUGGGGGCGCUAAGAAAAACACAUCCACCCCCCUCGACAAAUAUACCAUGCAGGAGAAGAUAGUACCUUUAAUUAGGGCAAUCAAGACGAAGGAACCUGCUGUUGCAGUCGCUGCUCUAAACGUUCUGAGACAGAUAGGUAAUAUAGCUGACGCAGAAUUCGUUGCUAUGGAUAUUCUCCCGAUAUUAUGGAAUAUGAGUUUGGGGCCACUCCUGAAUUUACAGCAAUUCCAAUCUUUCAUGGAACUCAUCAAAAGCUUAUCCGUUCGAGUGGAAUCUGAGCAAACAAAGAAGUUGCAAGAGCUAUCCGGUACUAACGGUGCAGGUGUAAGGGCAAAUGGUACCGAUGAUUUUAUGUCGUUUGGCGCCGCCUCAGCCUUCCCAUCCGCCGUGGGAUCAGAUGAUCCUGAAAUGGAUUUCGAACGACUUGUUAAGGGUGGAACUGGUGCACCUUCAUCAAACAACGCCUUAGAUUCCAGCUGGGAUGCCAAUCCCACAAGCCCCCAUGCACAACAACCACAGUCGGCGCAACCAAAACCAUCUUUUGCAUGGUCUACUCCAUCACCAACAGCGCCUACGUACCCUUCCAACUCAAUUAAUAAUGUCCUUCGACCACAACAAGCGACGUCACGAACAGUCACUCCAGACCUCUCAAGCUUUGGUGCCCUAACACCAUCAGCUACCCAAUUCUCACAGCCGCUUCAGCCGCAACCUUCAUUUUCUCAACCCCAACCCUCCUUCUCACAACCCCAAUCCGCGUUUCCUCCACCCAAACCUUCAACCUCGACUUUGAAUUGGAACAGUGCAACUGCAUCCUCAACUCCCAACCCAUGGGGCUCUACGCCUACAACUUCGACCCUAUCACCCAUCUCACCACCUCCUUUGAACUCUUUCUCUUCAAUGAGCAACUCAAUGUCUUCACUUUCUAUGAAUCAAAUGAACCAAGCUAGACCCGCCUUGAGCAGUUCGCAGAGCGCCUCGAGUGCGUUCUCAGGAUUUUCAUUACCUCCACCACCCAGUGCGGGGACUGGGGGCGCAGGGAACUACAGUUCCUUUGGGGGUACUAGUGGAAAUGGGCUGGGAAGUGGCGGAAUGGGCAUGGGUAUGGGAAUGGGACAGCAAAGGCCGGUUGUGCAGCAGCAGCAGCAACCACAGAAGAAGAGCGGCUUGGAUGCAUACGAGAGUUUAUUGUGA